This is a messenger RNA of Medioppia subpectinata, 5100 nucleotides long. The record is from the annotation of a GenBank genome assembly. NCBI's taxonomy places the organism in Eukaryota, Metazoa, Arthropoda, Arachnida, Sarcoptiformes, Oppiidae.
AACCCUAAUAAUUGGAACGUGAUAGACAAAGAGAGGUCCAAAGGUUAUAUAAACUGGCCGUACCAGGAUCACCAAGAUAUUCUGGUCCCCAAAGCGAGUCAAUUCAUUUACCUUAAAGGAAAAGAAUCUUCGCUUAAAUUCAAGAAAGAUUUUCUCGACAGACCGGACGUGAAAGCGAGCAAUCGAUUUAUUCUUAGUUUUAAGUUUUGGGGGUAUGAAGAUGCAGAUUUGCCCAAAAUUAAAGUCUCAAUCGGCAAGGAUUACAGCGAUUACAUUAGCCAGGAUUACGUACUCGGUUUCCGCGACCAAUGGCUGCCCCGACAGUACCUUUUAACAUAUGACCAGUUGAAAGAUUUUCUUUUGGAGCUAGCUUUUUUCUCAAACUCGGUGGUGGCGUUGAAAGACAUUACAUUGGAGUAUGAGACACAGUCUACAUCGAAAACAAUGACCAGGUUGAAUAUGGCCAGUGAAAUGUAUUUGGAACGCGGCAACUCUUCGCGCGCUACUAUGGUCACAAUGACGGGACCGAUUGAUCCUACUAAAUGCAAAAUAGGCGACCCAAUUAGUGAUAUUCGAAACCCGGGUGUCGAGUGUUUUCAGGACGAGAAUGCGAAAGGGUUUACAAAAGAUGAGAACGGGUUCUAUACUCAGGUCAACGAUUUGAAUAUAGACGACACGUGCUUUGAGUUAACAUAUUUGGCCAGAAAGGAAGUGGUCAUUAAUUUGCAAUACCUGCUGUCCAAAGAGGAUUUCACCAGGGACCAUAACAUUCUACUGUCCAUUAAGCCUAAAAUAACGACUAAUGGUUUGAAUGCGGAGACGAGUACUGUAUGUCUUAAAGAUCUGUUAGCGUUGAGGGGCCGGUCAUACACUACUCAGUCCGACAUACCCUACGUUUACAUUUCUAUUAAGAAGUUGACCGCAAAAGCAAACGAAUUGUAUAUUAAUUUCAAAAGAAUUAUUGCGACGCCGUCAACCGCGUGGACCGACCUAUUCAAACAGGGUACACUUAGAAAUUACUAUGAUUCAACUGUAUACACUGGCCCAUCACCAUUCAUCAACUGGCCCGUAGUGAUCCCUAAUGGACCUAUAAGUGCCGAUAAAAAUAAAUUUACAAUUUUAGUGACACCAGAAGAUGAACGCACGGCCAACGCUCAUCUAAUUACCCAUUGGAUAAAAUACGACAAGAAUCUGGCCACACGCAAACGACCUGGGCAAUAUAGGUUGACAUUUAAAGAUUCCAGAGCGUUCAGCGCGUUCAAUAUUAAGCCAAAGGUGUGCGAUGACCUUGCUCAUUGUACCGAUGUAAGCAUAAUCGACGUCAAAAAAGAUGUGCAUGAUCCAAAUCAACCACCGGUAUCGCCCAGCACUUGGCUCUACUCGUUCGUAAUGGAUGAAAUACCGGACACCAAAUACGUUAAGUUCAUGUUUGAGAUCGAGUACUCGGCCCACGAGUUGAUCCCGGGUUCGCUGGAGGCGCAGAUAGAACUGAUCACAUUUGGCGACCCGUGUCAGGUGCCCAAAACCGAGUGCGAGGAAAUUGGUCGUGGUAAAGGCAAUAAAUGCACGAAUAAAGCCGUGUCGAGCGCACCCAAUGUGUGUCCGUGUUUGUACGGCUAUAGUGGCGACCGGUGCGAGAAAGUCGACUAUUGUAUGACGGGUAAAUCUGGUCAAAUAGUAUGCGACACUAGUGUGGCGUCAAAGGCGUGCGAUCGUGAGGGCUCAACACAUUUGGUCGGAGAUGCGGGCGACAAGCUUAAAGUGUACCGAUGUGUUUGUCAAAACCCAGCCCAUUUAAAUGAAUUAAACUGGGACAAGACUGCCAAAGUGUGUAAAGAAGCUGCGAUUAAAUUGGAUAGAGGCUGGACACAGGUUGGGACCGAUUACUAUCCGUCCGAUGCAUCCAAUGAAAUAAGCUAUGAAUUCACUGACAUUAGUACCGAUAGAGUGGACAUAUGCUCUACAAUAGAUUACAAUCUCGUAAAUCCGACACAUACUAGCAACUUCUUCUUGACCAUCACAUCUGUGGCCGACAAAUACGAUGCGAUUUCGUUAACAAAGUUUACGUGGAGUGUAGAGUCCGUAUUGAUUGGCACAAUGAAUAUGAAACUGAUCGCCGGUUUGAAGUCAAGCGAUCGGUGGAGAAAUGAAUACCUGUUUGGAGACAAUAAAUUGACAUUAGAUGGAACAAAAUUUAAAAGCAAUACAAUUACAAUUCCGCCGAAAACUACUACCGAAAUACCCAUAUAUUUAAUGAGCAAUUGGAUUGAAUUCAAUCCCAAAAUUAACGAUCCGUUAAAACCGCGGAUAUCUAUCGACAAGAUAUUAGCGGCGAAUAUGAAUGCCGUGAAAAUCGAAACGGGAAUACUUUGGGACACACAAGACAUGUCUUUACUGCAAUUAUCUCGCGUCGCGUUUGUGGCCGACAAAGACAUCGAACAAUCCCUACAAAUCACUCAAUACAAUAAAAUCCAAUAUUUCAAACUUGUCAUCAAAUUCACGUUAACCAACGCCGACACUACCCCUAAGACUGUAGACUUAGCGGUAACUGACGUAUCAAUCGGUGAUCCGUGCGAUAAAAAAGUCCGAAACGUUUGCUCAAAUAUGGGAACUUGUACGGCACCGGUUUUACCCGAUAUACGCGAAUAUUCGCCAGAAAACUACGUGUGCACAUGCGAUAGCGCACAUUUUGGCAAGGAUUGUGAGCUGCGACGAUGCGUUGAAGUCGUGGCGAGGCAAACGUGCGAUGCUUCACCGCGAUAUGCAAUGGAUAUAUUUAAUGAUGUGACCAAUUGUGAACAACAACCAACUGGGACAGCUUAUAAUUGCUAUUGUCCUAACGAAUAUAAAAUGGAUAGUGCUAAUCACAGAUGUUUAAGUAAAGUAACCUACAAUAGUAAAACGAUAUCGUGUGGUUUAAGUGGAAAAACACCAGGGUGCGAAUUCUUCACACUUGAUACUAAUAUAAUCAAGUGGUCAAAUGAAUUCGAGCCCCAAUUAACACAUGAUGUUAAAUACAAAGAUAUAUUUCCUUUAUACGUGUCGGAGAUAUCGGGCGAUAAAUUGACGCAAACAUUCAAUAACUACGACACCACUCCAACACAACAGUCAGAUGUGGCCGUAUAUCUGGUCAGUCAAUGGAUCAAAAAGACAACCGAUUCGGUGGACGUAUGGAUUAAAUUAACGUCAAAAGACUUCACAGGAUUUGCCGUUCAAUUCGUGACGUUUGACGGCAAGACACAGGAAUCGUCGGCUGUAGACACUGUGAUCGGCGACAGCAAAAUCAUUCAAAACGCGGUCACUACAUUUGAUGGUAAAUUAAAGAUCAAAGUGCCGGCCGGAACGGCCUGGAAGUUUGGCAUUAAAGUCACUUACAAUACACUUGACAAAGAGUUGUUUACAAUCGAUCAGUUCGCACUCAACGACCCGUGCGCUGAACCCGACACACAUUCCCUAAUUAAUUGUGCCACAAAAGAUGGGAAUGGAGUGUGCAAACGAUUUGUUAAGGAACAUCCAGAGUUACCAUAUUAUUGCGAAUGCGACCGUAGAUUAUUUUAUGAUUCAUCAAAUGACCGAUUUGAGUGCACGUGUCCUAAAAUUGAGCAAUUUUAUUGGGAUUCGCGCGACGACGUAAUGGACUGUAAAAAUCUGCCCAAAUGUUUCACCAAAGGGUGUAAUAAAGUUAGCGAGAAAUGUGUGGAACCGCCAGAAAACAGACCGGCAGAAGACGCCACGUGUGUGGCCAAAGAGGGCUACUAUAAAGACCCGGUGAGUGGAGUGACCACUAAGAUUGACAUUUGCAAAGUCGCCGACAGAAAGAUUGCCAAAUUAGUUAACGAGAAGCCCUGCGACGACGAUCGGGCCAUGUGCGAACAUGAUUUCAUUAGCCCCAUCCUAUACACGUGCAGAUGUCCCCCAGGGUUUGAGGCACAUGGAAGCGGACGGUCGGUCAGCUGUACAUCGCGAAAGUGCGAGUCACCGGCAUUUCACACGUGUCAACACAAGUGCGAGAACGACGACGUGGACGAGAAAGAUGGCGAUCAUAACACGUACGUCAGGGGCUAUAAGUGUGGCUGUAAUACACAGAUGUACAAACAAAGUGGCGACACCUGUACCCCCACAAUACCGUGUACUAAAUGUAACGGAAUUGCAAAUUGUUUUUGCGAUGGAGCCAAAGAUGAUAGUCAUCGUUGCUUUGAUGGUUGGGAUUGGACUUCAGAUAUGAAACAGUGCGAAAUACGCGAUGAGAAAGGUGGUUCGUGUUUGGGAGGCAGUGCGACCAAACUGGACAAACCGGACGCUACCGGACGCCGGUAUUGCCUGUGCGACGCGCCGUACGUUCAAAGCCCGGACAAGAGGUCGUGUGUAUUGCAGGGCGUGUGCGGACAGGGAGGCGCCGGACGGACGGAGUGCAACGGUAUACAAGCCCUGUGCAGAUUGACUGACCCAAAGAGUGCUACGGAUCAUCCGCAUGAGUGCGUGUGUCCGCCCGGCACUAUACAGGAAGCGAAAGGAAAGUUGUGUCAACCCGUAUGCAAAUUCCGUAACCGUGACCUCGCGUGCAAUCGCAUUAACGCCGACUGCAAUCCUAACAAAGACGUCAUACUUGUGAAUGAAAAGCCUGAACACUACUGUGUGUGUCGGCCCGGACUCAUCAUGUCUAACGGCAAAUGCAUGGCCACUGAAUAUACCAUGAAAUUCAGCAUUUCCAUUAAAAAUUAUCUACCAUUUGAGGCGCUUGAGUAUACCUUACAGCCGGCGUACAGUCUGGCGCCGUACGAAAACGCUCCGAUGCAAGACUGGGCCGGCAUUUACAAAGACAUUGAAUCGACGAACGCAUUGAAUCGGGCGCUCUUUGACAAGAACUCCGCCGACAAACAGAAAGCCUACGAACGCGAUAUGAUUGAGGCAGAAGUGGUCAGAUUGUUGGCCGGUGUGCCUCAGUUUGAAGUGGCAAAAGAUUCAAUACGGCUAACAAAGUGCACGUCUGGCGACUAUAUGUCGUGCGAUUUCACGGCUGUACUUAAGAAAGAUACCGAUUUAAAAACAAAUCCCAUAAAUCUUGGGAAAUAUUUGGAACAUUUAUGCCACCCGUUAACA